Messenger RNA from Geodia barretti, 252 nucleotides. The record is from the annotation of a GenBank genome assembly. NCBI's taxonomy places the organism in Eukaryota, Metazoa, Porifera, Demospongiae, Tetractinellida, Geodiidae.
AGCGAGAACCCGGUUGUACCGUACGCGCCGUUAGUAUUGCCGGGAGCGCAGCGUCCUUCAAUAUACACCUGCUGCCCGCGGGCAGGUAUUGAUUCACACAUCGGCAAGGCGACCGACCAAGCGGUGCAGUUAAACACUCGGUUUCCCUCGCUGUUUCGCCGCCGGUCGUUUAUUUUAUACCGGCGGUGCUGGCAAUGCUAAAGCCACUAAUCGGAUACCGGAAGUCGAAUACCGCAUCUCGGGUCGCGACCC